Anthostomella pinea is the source of this 600-nucleotide messenger RNA. Lineage: Eukaryota; Fungi; Ascomycota; Sordariomycetes; Xylariales; Xylariaceae. The record is from the annotation of a GenBank genome assembly.
AUGGAGGACAAAGCUUCCCAGGGAUGUUUCACAGCCCACUUCAAACACAGGAAUGUCGAGCUUACGGAGGACAAAAUCGACGACAUGGUGGAAGUAACAGGCCAAGGCCGCCUCGGCAUUUUACUACAACAUUGCACUAUCACUGGCAUCGCGCAUGAUGGUUAUAUGGACCCAGAGGAGACAGAGGACUUCAGUUGGAUGCUGACUCAGGCUUUCUAUAACUUGAAGCGGCGUUCCUCAAGCGGUGGCCUUGUCUCGUUGUGCCUUCGCGUCGCCGCGCGCAUCGAGGGUCCCGGCGAAGUCCUCGUCGAGCCGACCGAGUUUAGCAAUUGGAGAAAUGUCCAGACUGUGGCGGAACGCACCUUUAAUAUCACAAUGGGGGCGCUGAGGAAGAGCGGGCUGCGCGUCGAUGAGGAGCUUGACAUAUAUUACGGCCUCCAAGGCUGCGGUCUGGCAUGCAUUCCAUUCCUGCGCUUUGUAUCGAAGGCCAAGUUGAAGCGAAACUUUGGAACUUUGAAGAUACUGAAGGUCAGCAUGUCGGCACCACACGAUUACGAAGCAGGAAUGGCUAUGAUGGGACAGACCCUGCAGCAAUCAUAA